AUGACAGAGGAAAAACACGUUUUAUCCAUACGGCUGUCUCGACCUUUUUAUUCUGAAAAUGAAAUUACUCGAAUAAUGCAGUCUCGCGAUCCAAAAGAAAAUGGGUUCAAAAUGCAAGCUUUCAACUGGAUCUCAGAAAUGAGCAGGAGUCUAAAGUUUCCAGUACGCACCAGUGGUCUUGCUAUGCUUUUGAUCAGUCGAAUUCAGUUAUUUUAUUCCCUGGCAGAACUUCCGCUCAUUGAAUGUGCUACCGCUUGCUUAUUUGUCGCUUGUAAAGUAGAAGAUACAGCGAAAAAGCUUCGUGAAAUAUUACUCAUUCACUUUCAGCACAAACACCCUGGUUUAGAUGCUGAUACUCAUGCCCAGAUCAUUGAUGAAGUUAAACGGAAGGUAUUGGGUUUAGAAAGAAUGAUCCUGGAGCUACUGUGUUUUGAUUUUCGUGUUCGCGAUCCUCAUACUUAUGUGAUCAAAUUUGCUAAAUCAUUGAAUUUCACACCCAACACAAUUACUGUCGCUUGGAAUAUAUGUACAGAUGCGUAUCGAACGUUUGCACCACUCAAAUACCCUGUUUCUGUCAUUGCGAUUGCUGCUCUUUCCAUCACGUGUAAGCUUCAAAAACUUUCCCAGCCCAUCAUCCCUAGAAAUUUUUGUGCUCCUACAUUGCUUACUGAGGGGGCCAUUGCUGACCUACUUGACCUCUAUAUGCACUUUCAACCUUAUACAAUACUUGGCCAAAUGUAUCCAACGGACUUACUAUUAGGAUUAUGCGUAGACUUCCAAAGAGCCCAGAGGAAUUCAUCGAGACCACCCAAAGCUACAAAAAUAGAAGUAAAUGUUCCAUCUAUAGCGGACCUAUAUACCCAAUCGAACGCCCAACUUUCGUCUUCCAAACAGGGAUGUACUCGAUUCUUGCUCGACUGUGAUAGGAAGUACUUUGAGCGAGAAUACAAGAUUCGCGUAGCCCAAGAUGGACAAACUUGA
Messenger RNA from Schizosaccharomyces osmophilus, 981 nucleotides. It is a transcript of the gene lsc1, whose product is annotated as Lsk1 associated cyclin. NCBI's taxonomy places the organism in Eukaryota, Fungi, Ascomycota, Schizosaccharomycetes, Schizosaccharomycetales, Schizosaccharomycetaceae. Gene Ontology annotation, biological process: regulation of transcription by RNA polymerase II; positive regulation of DNA-templated transcription, elongation. The transcript has 4 exons. Gene Ontology annotation, molecular function: cyclin-dependent protein serine/threonine kinase activator activity. The coding region runs from base 1 to 981 and encodes 326 amino acids. The record is from RefSeq and is a predicted model, not a curated record. Gene Ontology annotation, cellular component: cyclin/CDK positive transcription elongation factor complex; nucleus.